UUGCUAAGAGCCCCUAUUUUUCCAAACUUUAGAGACGCCAAAUGGGGUCAACCGCCCUGGACUGAUCAUCUCUCUGGCUCCCUAACCGAGAGCAAGUAUGCUAAUCUUCCUUUACACCCUCCUCCACCUCCUCUGCCUUCCGUUGGUAUGGACCAAGUCAUCUCUGGUGAUCUUGUCCUCUCAAUUUCUGGGGUGCAUCUGGACUCCACACCUCAGGAUCCCUUUAUCGCAGCCUCUUUCUUAGAUAACUCCAUUUGGCUGGAACUACUCUGGUACGCUAACCAGUCGAUUGCUGCACUAGUCUGCUGUGGCGCCAUCUACGACACUCUCGCUCUAUUUACCACUCCCACUGCCACCCAUCGAGUUGUUGAGUCCUCUGACACAGCUCUUAGUGGUUCGGGAGUGGGGAACCAUUUCCACCAAAUCUCAAAUAAUACCUCCGUUACAGCUUGUACUGGAGUCGCUACUUCUACCCCCUCAUCCAAUGCCACCUCAUCCACUACUAUGUUAGCCAGUGGAGUGAUGGCAGAGGAGGAAUGCGGUCCGCUAACCCUUUCUACCAUCGCCACCAAUUCCCUUGUCUCAACCCCUGCACAGGCUCUGAACUCUGUUUCUCUCACCACACCGAUAGGACCGGGGUUUUCAUCUUCAGAGGGGCAACCGGCACCGGGAUACAUAUUUCAUUGGUUGAAGGGACUGUUGUUGUGUCAAGACGGAAAGCUUAGCAUUUCGCCGUGGUUGUGGGGACUGCCGGUGGUGAAUUUCGGGGUCUGUUCAACAGCCCUCAAAGGUCCUCACGCCAAAACUGGUGCGCGGAAUAUUCGGCUGGAGGAUAGUUUAAGGUCCAUUGUAAUUGCUGCCGCUGCUGGACGUCGACUGGACUCGCUCUUCCGUCAACUGGGGGAGGAGACUUUAACUCUCCUUCUGGACAUGAACUGUGACCUUCCAGGCCUAUUGGAGAUCCUCGUCGAUCAGUGCUACACCGGUUCUUUGAAUGUCAUUCAGGCCUUUUUCGUUAUCAUCACACAACAUUUCAUUAAAAACCCCAAAACGCAUUGUGACAAGUUUACCAUGCUUACACUGGCCAUGGUGUUCUGUGAACACACCGUCCCUGUGAUUCGAGAAAAUGCCAUGUUCCUGCUGCAAACUCUCUACUAUCGCUUCAUUCUUCUGCCUGUUCGGGAGCUCCACCAGCGCAUGCACCCGGAAUGUCCAAAGAUGGUUACGUCAACUCCGGUGACGAGUAUCUCUGGUGAGCUAAACGAUAGCCAUACGGGAAUGUGUUUAUCUGCUCUAGCAGAUGAACUGCUCUGGCGUGAGAUUGGUCACUGGAAGCCCUGUGAUGUACUUAGGCAAUUCUGCGCUCAACAUCCCACCUACACACUUCCAAUGGUAUCUGAAAUCUGUCGAAGGUUAGCAACAGCUUCCAGUGAGGUGCGAUGUCGACUGAUCAAUCUAUUGCACUAUUGGACCAUCAACAUUGAAUUGGUCGAUUUAUUUACCCAAGGCUCUAGUAGUAAAAACAACACUCCAUGUGGAGAUGGUUUCAUAGAGAACUACUCGGGUUGUCCUGAGGAUGCUUCCACAGUCGCGACUCUGGAACCCAUAUCUCCAUCAGGAAGGACGGAUGCGGUGACCACUUCGGAACCGAGUUCAGGCUCAGACGUAGAGAUCGAGGGAGAAAGUGUUAACAAGCAAAACUCCUCCAUCUCUUCGAACUCAUCUGUAUCCUCGUCUCCAGCUUCUUCGAUUUCCUCCUCAGAUUCUUCUUCCUCUUGCACCUCUAAUUCAACAUCAAUUUCUACAGACUCUUCCAAUAUUGAUUUGGGUGAAUGCGGUUCUGGUGCACAGGUGACGUCAAACUUAAUGGAGUUGAGAAAAUCCCGACGCGAUCACAAGCCCAAUCACCGACUUCAUCGAAAUCAUGAAGAAACUCGUUUGCGCAAUCAGCGACGCAUUUUGGAGCAUUCGCUUAAACCCGUACUUGAUGGAGAGGGCCAGAAAUCAAGUGAGUUGUGGGCCAGUGUUCCACUUACGUUGAGAAGAUCUGGAUAUGGAUGUCUAAAGGCAACUGAGAUGGUGCUGAACAACUUUUUCUACCUCACCAUCCGCUUUGCAAAUGAGCCUAAUGAAGCGUCGGUUUUGGGGGAUCUUUGGGUCCUUCUCAUACGUUACCGACCGGCGAAUUUGCAAUUCAUUCUGCGUUACCUCAUUGUUGUCGCUUCGCUGGCUCCAGCUACCCUCUGCUCGCAUGUGAAUCGCGUGGUUUCUUUCCUUACAAACGAGGAUCCUUCCAGUGUAGUGGAUGUUCUUAUGACCGAACUGCAGACGAUUGACGGUGCAGGCCUUAUGAUCGAACCCUUGCCAUUCCCACCCUUCUUCCACAUUGCUUUCCUCUCUGAUCUCAUCGAGCACAGUUUUACUGCCCCAACGGGUGUUACAAACGCUGCCACUACAACUACCGGGAGCGCACUGACGGUGACCGCGACGGAGGACAGGCAGCGCCGGAAUGUCAUCCCAGAGACUAUCACCUUCAGUCAGAGGAGCAGUGUGAUGACUGUUGAUCCAGAUUGCCAGUCCGUAAGUGCCCGGCCAGUGUCUUCUUGCAGUGGUGGAUGGCAGUUGAACGGAGGCGAUGAUGAAACCGCCAUUGUCUCACUAAAGUCUACUGUUGAAGCCUCUCCACUUGCUAAUACCACUUCCGCCAUCUCUCGUCUCACCAACCGCUUCGCAAGCAGCGCAACUGCAAUGGGUCGUCGAGCUCUCCGAACCGCUCUCCAUCCCGGUGGGGGUCGACAGUCCAAAACUUCCGUCACCCUUGACCAGGGACAACCCCAAGAACUUGACAUUGACUCUCUCGAUGGGGAAGUGGAGGAAGAAUGCAGAGGGGCCCGAACGACUGCUGACACCAUGCCGACUCCACAGAAUCAAAAUACCACCACCGCUGAAGCCCUCAUCACAGCAAAGAGUCAAACGCUUCCCUAUACAGCCGCCUCUCGUGAGAGAUACAACAAACAGGCCAUUGUCAGCAUGGAUGGGACUCCAUUGAGCCGCCCAAGCCGUCUUCGAAAGAUUCUCUCUCGUCGCCGUGCGGCUGCGGGCGAAAAAGGUGGUAGUGGUGGUGGACGUCGAAAUCCCUUCCGAUCGAUGUUCCGUGGUAGUGGUGGCGGAGGCGGAGGCGGGGGAAGUGGUGGCCGCGGUGACGCUGCGAAAAUUUCCGAAAUCGUGGCCAAAGUUUCCGAUAGUGCCCGCCUCUACACCACCUCUCUACCGCCAAAUCUAGCGUCGUUGCAGCCUCUCCCACUGCCUCUCCACUCACACUCAAUCUCCCAUAUCAACGACUAUCGGAGAAAACGAAAAGGCGGUCGACACAGAUGCUCCUCACCGCGUAAUCUACGUCGUCACCACGGAAACGCUCAUGGUGAUGGUGAUGUGAAUCAACGAGCAAAGGUUCCUCUCUCAGACACAAGUCUGCUUUUGCAACAGCCCCUGCCGAUGCCAAAGGAAGACAAUGUUUACCACGCUCCUUUGCGGGAUUGGUUUACGGAGCCCUUUGUAACCAAUGGGUCCCUUGUCUUUAGCGGAAUGUGGUCUCCUACAGGAGCAAGGUCGCCGUUAGUUCUUGUCCUAGUUGGAGAGAUAUUAAAAUCGCAUAAUAAGCAUCGAGUGGCGUGGCGUAAGCACAUGCCCCUCCUUCUGCUCUGUCUGUUUCUUGGCUUAGACCACUGUCGACCCUUGGUACAGGAGGAGAGCAAGCAGCUGCUAGUAAACAUGUUGCGGGUUAUAUGUCCUCGUAUCGACCUUCUGCGUCUCCUCUCCCUCCAGCUGGAAAUUGACUCUCAGUGGAUUUCUCACGCCAUGCAUAACUUUUCAUUGCGCGGUCAGCAGUUCUGUCUCACUCUCGAUGAUGGUCCAUCUGUGCCAAAGUUCUACUUGCCAGCACCCACGGAUGCUCCACUCACCGAGGUUUCAAAUUGUCCCAUCUGGUCGACUUAUUGCGUACCCAACUCCUCCUCCAUUGGUGCUCUAGCUGUAACCGGAACACCUGCAGCUCCAUCUGGUUUUGGUACCUCUGCUACCCCACCGACUGGUCUUUCGCCCCUCACCGAUGCUCCACCUCUUAUUGCCACAACCUCUACCACUAGCGGUGGUGGGGGAAUUUUGUCACGCUCCUCACUAGUUGCCCACCAGCCUACCGCAUCGCGACCAAGUUACGUUUUUGGCUCCACCUACAGCCUCAUGAGCACUGCCACCCUUAUCCCUGCGGGUUUGUCGAUGGAGCAGGAAUCAAAGCGGCGCUCAGUCGUGCUUAAUGACUUGCCCCCUCCGCCGUCUUCGUCCCAGCCUCCAACCUCAUCGGCUCAUACUGUAGGGGAGGCAGGGGAUAAAUCGGCUGCGAUGUCGAUGGAUGAGAUGGCUGUGGUCACGGCUCCGUUUGACUGUGAAGCAAAACACUUACAUCUGGCGGCUGAAAGGAUUGGCCAGUUACUUGAAGAAGUUCAAGAUCGCUCUAUCUGGACGUGGGAGGAUAUCACACCGAACCGAUUUCAGCAGGCCACACUUGUAACUCUUCGCUCCAUCCUUCCUCCCCAUCCCUCAACGUCGCCACAACUACGUAAAUCAUUCCUCCUCCUUCGCUCAGCCUGUUUCCUUGAUCGUUUUGUUCGCUGCGUGGCAGAGGCUUUUGCUGAAGCAGAGGCCGGCUGUCGGUGCGAAGAGGCUGCCUCGUGUCUGUGCUGCCACCACGGGGAUCCUCACCGUCACCCCAACGAUGGGGGAGUUGACGAAACGAACACAGAAAAUCUUGGUGGUGGGGGUCCGAGUUCUGAUGGUUCUGCGUUUUUCCUCUUCCUUCGCUCCGGGUGUACAAUCACACGGUUCGCUCAGGCUGCUUUUAACAUGGGUAUCACGUGUCCCAAUCGUCACUAUGCGAGUCGAUCCUUGCAAAUUUAUCGCGCAUUGGAUGCACAGUUAGAUGAGAAGAGCCUCUCAGAGGUGUUGGUACGGCUAGCUGAAUCGAUAUCAGAUACCAGUGAGGAAUUGCAGAGCUACAUGGUUGAGUUAUUCCUCACCUUGGAGGCAGCAGUGGGGCACAUUCAAUGCCGAGGGACGGUGCUUUCACCUUUCAUCAUUAGUAAUGGUCAGUUUGCUGCUCGUAGUCGAUCUUCUGCACCUAACUCUCCCCUUGUCACCUCAAAGCCACCGCAACCACCUCAGUCUGCAUCACCACUCUUAUUAACACCACAAGCACCGCCACCAACGCCUCCAGUGCAUGAGCGUCGUCACUCGCGUCGAGGCUCCUCCUCCUCCCUCUCCAGUCUCCUCGGUUAUCCCGCUUCUAUUGUUGGCACUGCUGUGGUUCCAACUCCAUCGUUGGUCCCGAUUCAGCAAAACACUGGUCUAACCGUACCGCCUAUCAAGAGACCGCUUAUGCCGCCGCAUGCUGAAGCGGUGAGUGAGGAGACAGAUGUGGCCCUUGCAUCAGCACCAUCGACAUCAGCGUUGGGUCCCGUGAAACCAACUCCGAUGCCUCCUUUCCCUUCGAAUGCAUAUAGGUCCUCUAACAACACUGGAGUGGUGCCAGUAGCAACAAAUGAUGCAAGGUGGGAUUAA
Molecule: messenger RNA, 5613 nt
Organism: Hydatigera taeniaeformis
Lineage: Eukaryota; Metazoa; Platyhelminthes; Cestoda; Cyclophyllidea; Taeniidae
Source: the annotation of a GenBank genome assembly